AAUUUAUUCAACCAACCUAACAAGGUGCAAGAAAUAGUAACCAAGUGGAGAUUCAAGAUGAAACCCUUCGUUCCCGUUUUCUUUAUGUUGUUUUUCUUUGUGGCCUUUACCAACAUACAAGUUUGCUUGGGAGACUGUGAUAAUCUACAGGACACUUGUCCAGCAGUUCCACCCAAUAAGCAGACCAUAUUCAUCAAUGGUCUACAAUGCAAAAACCCAGUUAAUGUAACAGCUCAAGAUUUCAGGACCACAGAACUAAGCAAAGCUGGCUCUACAGACAUUUUUGGUGCAUCUGUGAAAAUUGUCAGUGCUGCUGAGUUUAGUGGCCUGAAUACUCUUGGCCUCUCCAUUGGAAGAACUGACCUAGAUGGGAAUGGCCUGGUAAACUUCCACUAUCAUCCUAGAGCUACUGAGAUGAUCUUUGUUACCAAAGGGGGGUUGUUAGCUGGGUUUGUUGACACCAAAAACCAGUAUUUCCAGAAGUUUCUCAAAGUAGGUGAUGUUUUUGUGUUCCCCAAGGCUUUGUUCCAUUUCUUUCUAAAUAUUGGUUUUGAAGAAGCUACUGUUUUCUCAGUGUACAACAGCCAAAAUCCUGGCUUUGUAUCCCUUAGUUCUACAACUUUUGACACAACAUUGGAAUCAUUAGACAAGAUCAAGAAGAGACUCAUCUCACUUUCUGCCUCUGAAGCUCAACAUGUCACCGGUUUUAUCUCCCCAGAAGUCGAAAGCAUUUACAGUUAGCCAUUUCAAACAAUUGUUCUGUUGACUGCCUAAAUAUUAGUUCAAUUACGUGUAACCCCUGCAUUGAAUAAAUGAUUAUAGUUUAAAUUUUUUUUGGUUAUUGAUUGUACUCCAUGUUACAUUAUAUAUUACUACUUGUUUCAUAUCUAUUACUGCUUUAACCUCUUUUUUCAAAACUAUUGAUGUUUUAUAAAUCCAAAGUCUUAUUCA
Molecule: messenger RNA, 951 nt
Organism: Cajanus cajan (pigeon pea)
Lineage: Eukaryota; Viridiplantae; Streptophyta; Magnoliopsida; Fabales; Fabaceae
Product: RmlC-like cupins superfamily protein
Molecular function (GO): manganese ion binding
Source: RefSeq, a predicted model, not a curated record